Entelurus aequoreus (snake pipefish) is the source of this 1274-nucleotide messenger RNA. Its product is annotated as collagen alpha-1(XIX) chain. Bases 249 to 1274 code for a protein of 341 amino acids. NCBI's taxonomy places the organism in Eukaryota, Metazoa, Chordata, Actinopteri, Syngnathiformes, Syngnathidae. The record is from RefSeq and is a predicted model, not a curated record. The transcript is spliced from 12 exons.
UUGCGGUGCGGACGACGGAGGAGUGGGAGUGGGAGUGGGAGGGCCACUUCCACCGCCACUAAUAAGGAGCUCGAUCGGCGGGCGAUCCCACUCGGACUUUUAUUUUACAAGUCCUCAGAACCGGAGUCGGACCGGUCGUUAUCUCGCGUGGAUUAUGCUCAUCUCGCUGCUUUUUUGAUUCCGCGCCGCCUUUGAGGAAACUUUCCCCGCUCCUGUUUUCAAGAAAGCAGUCUACCAGUGUCAGAACCAUGAUCUGCCUGCUAAGAUGGACUACUCUCCUUUGGACUGUACUCUUAAUUCCUUGCACUUUUGGAAUGGCAGUGAAUGAACGAACAGAUGUCUCAUGUUCACGAUUGAAUGUGGAUGAAAGCAGGUUUUCAGAUGUCUUGGAUCGUCCUCUGGAAAUCACAGGAUUUGAUCUGACAGAAAAGUUUCUUUUGAGAAAAGGGACAGUCACAGAAGACCUGCCUUCAUUUCGCCUGGGAAGCAGCCCACUUAUCAAGCCAACCAAGGAAAUCUUCCCAAAUGGGUUGCCAAGUGAAUACUCCCUGGUCACCAUCUUCCGUGUGAGAAGAACUACAAAAAAAGACCGCUGGUAUCUAUGGCAGAUAUUCGACCAGGCUGGAGACACUCAGGUGUCAAUUGUGGUUGACGGCGGCAGGAAGGCGGUGGAGUUCUCCUCGCGGGGCCUGCUGAACAACGUGCUCCGCUACACGUUUAAGAGCCGUGACCUACACAACCUGUUUGAUCGCCAGUGGCACAAGCUGAGCUUUUCUGUGCAGAGCAACAUCGUCUCUGUUUACAUGGACUGCAGGCUAAUAGAAAGGAGGCUGACUGGCGAGAGAGAUGCCGUUGACCACAGUGGGCGUGCACUCAUCACCACCAGAAUAGAGGAUGGACGGCCGGUGGAUAUUGAACUCAAACAAAUUCUCGUCUACUGCGACCCUUACAUAGUGGAGAUGGAAACGUGCUGUGAGAUACUGGAGCGAAAGUGUGAAGACCCGCAGACGUUUAAUGGCACCUCCCCUCCCCCGGUUACAGCCCAACUCCCACAGAUGCUGUCUCAGCCAGCCACACAGCCAAUUGACAGAUGUCACUGCCCAGCUGAAAAGGGAGAGGUUGGUCUUCCAGGCCAAGUUGGCCUUCCUGGACCAAAAGGAGAUGUUGGGGAUAAGGGUGACUCAGGAGAGGAUGGCACACAAGGAAGCUCGGGUCAAAAGGGAGAAGUUGGAUCGGACGGACAGAAGGGGAUGGAAGGGGAAAGGCAGUACUAA